Molecule: messenger RNA, 324 nt
Organism: Rangifer tarandus platyrhynchus (Svalbard reindeer)
Lineage: Eukaryota; Metazoa; Chordata; Mammalia; Artiodactyla; Cervidae
Source: the annotation of a GenBank genome assembly
AUGGAACUUGCUGUGGGGCUACUGGGCAGUGAUGUCUUUGGAGCCCAGCUUGGUGAUGUGAGAGCCUCUCAGAGGAACGGGUGGGUGGACUGCUCACAGGGUAUCAGGUGCUUCAGUGAAAGCAUAAACCAUGUCAGUGAUCUUGGAGUAAACGGGCCUAGGAAUCUUAAGACUGGGCACAAGAGCACCUGCCCCAUUCCCUGGAGACAGAAAGUAGGAUGUGGGAUUCGAGGCCUGGUUUUGAACCUGGCCUUGCUUCCUGCUAAUUACAUGACCCUUGAACAGAGUCAUUCAACGUCUCUAAGCCUUAUCUGUCACUACUAG